UUUUUUUUUUUUUAAUUAAUGUUUGUACAAUCUUCUGGAUGUUUUUUUUCAAGAAGGAGUAAAAGGGAGUGUUGGAAACAAACAAACAGGAUUAAAACCCUGAGCGCUUAAGGAAGACAGGUUAAGGAACUUAAUCCAGGAUGGAUAUGCAGGAGCCUCAGCAGCUGGGUAUGUUUGGAGAGAGCGAGCUGAUGUCUGUGGGGAUGGACACUUUUAUCCAUCGCAUCGACUCUACUGAAGUCAUCUACCAGCCACGGCGGAAAAGGGCCAAGCUCAUUGGCAAGUACCUGAUGGGAGACUUGCUCGGAGAAGGAUCCUACGGCAAAGUCAAGGAGAUGCUGGACUCUGAAACCCUCUGUAGGAGAGCUGUGAAAAUUCUGAAGAAGAAGAAGCUACGCAGGAUUCCCAAUGGGGAGGCAAAUGUGAAAAAGGAAAUUCAGCUCCUGCGACGAUUGCGGCACAAAAAUGUUAUCCAGUUGGUAGACGUAUUAUACAACGAAGAGAAGCAGAAAAUGUAUAUGGUGAUGGAGUACUGUGUGUGUGGGAUGCAGGAGAUGCUGGACAGUGUCCCAGAAAAGAGGUUUCCAGUUUUUCAGGCUCAUGGGUACUUCUGUCAGCUUAUAGAUGGCUUAGAAUACUUGCACAGCCAAGGGAUUGUCCACAAGGAUAUAAAACCGGGGAACCUCCUGCUGACCACCAAUGGGACGCUGAAAAUCUCUGAUUUGGGCGUAGCAGAGGCAUUGCAUCCGUUUGCAGAGGAUGACACGUGCCGAACGAGCCAAGGGUCGCCAGCAUUCCAGCCACCAGAAAUUGCCAAUGGCCUUGAUACCUUUUCAGGCUUUAAAGUAGACAUCUGGUCCGCAGGGGUCACACUAUACAACAUUACAACGGGUCUAUACCCCUUUGAAGGGGAUAAUAUAUAUAAGUUAUUUGAAAACAUCGGGAAAGGUGACUUCACAAUUCCAGAGGAUUGUGGUCCUCCACUCUCAGACUUAUUGAGAGGGAUGCUUGAAUACGACCCAGCCAAGAGAUUUUCAAUACAGCAGAUAAGGCAGCACAAUUGGUUUCGUAAGAAACACGCUCAGGCAGAGACUCUGGUGCCCAUACCUCCCAGCCCAGAAACAAAGGACAAGUGGAGAAGUAUGACGGCGGUGCCUUAUCUGGAAGAUCUGCAUGGCUACAAUGAGGAUGAAGAUGAUGACUUGUAUGACAUUGAAGAUGAUAUCAUCUACACUCAGGACUUCACAGUACCAGCUGCAGAGGAGGAAGCUGAGGCAGGGAGUAGAGGACAGAGCAGAGAGCUGGGAAGUCGUGACAAGCUGUGUGCAGGAGGAAGCUGUGCUCCCGUCGGAAAAAGGCACAGAAGAGGAGUGAAGGACAGGUGCCUGAGGAGGAGGCAGGGCAGAACGGGCAGAGCCGUGGCCGGGGGCUGCCCAAGGCUGUGUGCAUGAACGGGACGGAGCCGGGACAGCUGAGCACCAAAUCCAAGGCGGAGCGCCGGGCCAGCGCCUCCUCCAACCCCUCGCGCAAGGCCUGCUCGGCCAGCAGCAAGAUCCGCAAGCUCUCCACCUGCAAGCAGCAGUGAGCCGGGAGCGCCGCGCU
Molecule: messenger RNA, 1602 nt
Organism: Numida meleagris (helmeted guineafowl)
Lineage: Eukaryota; Metazoa; Chordata; Aves; Galliformes; Numididae
Gene: STK11
Product: serine/threonine kinase 11
Exons: 10
Coding region: 141-1451 (436 amino acids)
Biological process (GO): DNA damage response; positive regulation of vesicle transport along microtubule; protein phosphorylation
Cellular component (GO): nucleus; cytoplasm
Molecular function (GO): protein serine/threonine kinase activity; protein kinase activator activity; ATP binding
Source: RefSeq, a predicted model, not a curated record